AUGGCCAGAGUACAACCCAACUUUCGUCCCGGGGCGACGGUGACUCGGGCGUUGGUGACCGUCUACCAGGCACUGCUCGCUGCCAUUGCCCGACUGGACAAGUCUUUCAAUCCUAAGGACACAAUUACUCGUCUUCGAAGACACCAAUUCACGUGGUCCGACUCGAUAUACCUCUUCCAUCUUGCCUCCGUUGCGUUCUGGCUGCCGCUGAUGCAGGUUCCGGGAUACCCCACAAAACUCCUUAUACCCGUCCUUUUCACGAUUGCCCUGCUCGUGCCGUUCACCUCCCAAUUCUUCCUCCCCGCCAUCCCGGUAUUCGCCUGGUUGUUGAUGUACUAUACGUCUCAGUUCAUCCCCGUUUCCUGGCGACCCACCAUUUCCGUCUCCCUGCUUCCCACUCUUGAAUCCGUGCUGUUUGGGGCCAAUAUCUCCGACAUCCUCACCCGUUUCACACAUCCUGUACUCGAUAUUGUCGCAUGGCUCCCAUACGGCAUCAAUCAUUUCGCCUUCCCAUUCGUGGUCGCUGCGUUUACCUGGCUAUUCCGGACCAAAGAGGUUCUGCAGCUCUGGGCCCGAGUGUUCGGCUACUUUAACUAUGUCGGGGUCCUGAUUCAAAUUCUUCUUCCCUGCGCCGCUCCGUGGUACGAGAUUAUCCAUGGCUUGACCCCAGCCAACUAUGGCAUGCAUGGUUCGCCAGGCGGGCUCCUUCGGAUUGACCGACUUUUUGGCGGACAUGGCUAUACUGUUACGUUCUCCAACGCCCCCGUCGUAUUCGGUGCCUUCCCAUCACUUCACGCAGGCUGCGCAACUCUGGAGGCACUCUUUGUCUCCCAUUUCUUCCCUCAAGCAACGCGUUACGUCUGGGCCUAUGCCGGGCUGAUGUAUUGGGCCACCAUGUAUCUCUCUCAUCACUAUCUCAUUGACGUUGUCGGGGGAGGGUGUCUCGCGGUCUUUUUCUUCUACCUCUACCUCCCUGACGAGUUCCGGAAUCCAUCCAACGCAACUGCCCAACCGAGCAACUUGUCAACAAGGGGGACGUCGCCGAGGUCCAAGUACGAUGCUUAUGAUUUGGAGGCGCCGUUACGAGGGAGCAAUCUGAGGCGCCAGAUGAUGGUUGACGCCGCCGAGUUCGACCUUUCUGACGGGUCUCAGGCCUCGGACGAGGAGGACGUGGACAUCGCAUAUCGGUCACCGUUACCGCAGGGCAUGAACAGUAAGCAGUCGUCCCAAACGGGGAGAGGCGGGAAGCGGACCGGCGGAGGGGGAAAGAGUCAUAGACAUACUGCGAGUAUCGCCCGUCUGAUUCGAGAGGGUGAGCGUGGGCCAGAGGAAGCAUGGAAUAAUAGUCCUAUCGGCGCAACGUUUUUCGACGCUGGUGGAGAUGUGGAGAGUGGCCAUGGGAAGCGGUAA
Mycena indigotica is the source of this 1410-nucleotide messenger RNA. Its product is annotated as acidPPc domain-containing protein. The transcript has a single exon. The coding region runs from base 1 to 1410 and encodes 469 amino acids. The record is from RefSeq and is a predicted model, not a curated record. Gene Ontology annotation, molecular function: inositol phosphoceramide synthase activity. NCBI's taxonomy places the organism in Eukaryota, Fungi, Basidiomycota, Agaricomycetes, Agaricales, Mycenaceae. Gene Ontology annotation, biological process: sphingolipid biosynthetic process; inositol phosphoceramide metabolic process. Gene Ontology annotation, cellular component: inositol phosphoceramide synthase complex.